AUUGUGCGCACCGGUGCCUGCAACAAAAAGAGUCUUGAUGAUUAGGACUAUUCCUUAACUCUUUCGGAGGCUGCAAAACGUUGACGCUCUAAUAGCUGCGGUUUUAUGACGAAUAAAUGCAAUGAUCUAAGGAUAUAUUCAGUUUAAAUGGGUGUUACAAGCGUAUGUUUGAAUGAUAGAAGCACUGGUUUCAGAUCAAUGAUUUUCUGAACUGAUGAUGGAUGGUAGAUGGACAAGAAGUAUGGAUGUGGACUUGGAUGUAAAUAACUUGGCUAACGAUGGUUUAGGUAUUGACAGAGGUUCGGUACCAGGAUUUUAUAGUGGUAAAACAAUAUUUGUCACUGGAGCUACAGGGUUUGUUGGCAAAGUGUUAAUAGAAAAACUUUUACGUUCAUGUCCAGACAUUGGUGUCAUCUACAUUUUGAUCAGACCUAAAAAAUCUCAAAAUAUAGAAGAAAGAAAGCAGGAACUAAUGAAAUGUAAGUUAUUUGAUAAAUUAAGAAAAGAACAGCCAAAUUUUGAGAGGAAAUUACAAGCAAUAGAAGGAGAUAUAGUUUUACCUGAAUUAGGCUUAUCAGAGAAAAAUAAACAAUUACUGAUAGAAAAAAUAAAUGUGGUAUUUCAUAGUGCUGCUACAGUUAGAUUUGAUGAACAUCUACGGACGGCUGUAGAGUUAAAUGUCCUUCCAGUUAGAAAAAUUAUCCAGUUAUGUCGACAGUUUAAAUGUUUGAUGGUUUUAGUACAUGUGUCUACAGCUUACGCAAAUUGUGAUCGACCUUAUAUAGAAGAAUCCAUCUAUGAACCUCAAGUUCAACCUCAGAAAUUAAUUGAUUCUUUACAGUGGAUGGAUAAUGAUAUGGUUGAAGCUGUUACACCCAAGUUGCUGGGAAACAAACCAAAUACAUACACAUUCACUAAACAGUUGGCAGAAGCCAUGUUAAAAACAGAGGGAGCAGGGUUACCUAUAGCCGUAGUUAGACCAUCUAUAGUAGGAGCAGCCUGGAAGGAACCCGUUCAGGGAUGGAUAGAUAACUCUAAUGGUCCUAGUGGUUUAUGUAUAGCAGCUGGUAAAGGAUUAUUACGCUCUAUGAAGGGUGAUUUCAAAGCUGUAGCUGAUAUAAUACCCGUAGAUAUACCAGUUAAUAUGAUGAUCACAGUAGCCUGGUAUACAGCUUGUUUUAAACCUAAACAAACUUUAGUAUAUAACUGUACUACAGGUGCUGUUAAUCCAAUUACAUGGGGUGAUUUACAGGAAAAAGUCAUGGAUUUCUUCAAGAAAACUCCACUGGAUGCAUGUUUUAGAAGACCAAACACUUCUUUUACUUGCAAUGAAAUGAUGCAUGACUAUUGGGUGUUUGUUAGUCACAUGUUACCGGCAUAUGUGGCAGACGUUGGUUAUAGGUUGAUUGGAAGGAAACCAAGGAUGGUAAAAGUUUAUAACAAAUUACAUCGUUCUAUGGAAAGUUUGUCCUAUUUUACAUCUCAUUCGUGGGAAUGGACAAAUGGUAACCAUGAUUUAUUAAAAAGUCGGCUAUCAGAAGUGGACAGAAAGAUGUUCUUCUUUGAUCCUCGACAAAUACAUUGGCCAACUUAUAUAGAAGACUUUUGUUAUGGAGCCAAACAUUAUGUUUUAAAUGAAGAUGAAUCCGGAUUACCUGCUGCUAGAGCACAUCUUAAAAAACUGAGAAACAUUCGAUACAUGUUUAAUACAUGUAUUGCUGUGGUGUUCUGGAGAGUUCUAAUUGCCCGGUCCCAGAUAGCUCGCAAUGUGUGGAACCUUAUCCUCAGUCUUGUUUUCAAGUUUGUUCGGUAUUUCAAAAUAACCAGCACAAUUCAAAAGCCAUAAAAUAGAAAUUGUUGGUUAAGCAAUUUUAGAAAACUCUUUUAGUGUAAUGUUUUUAUAUGAUUAUUCCUACAUGCAUUAAUUAAAUAUGUUACAAGAAACAUUUUUAUAAAAAAUAUCAAAUGGAUUCAAGAUUAACAUGUGAUAAGGGUAUGCAUAAUAUAUGGCACGUUAUAAAUAAGUCCUGACAGUUGUUAAAUUAUAAUUGAUUAUCAGAUAGGCAUACAUUUAAAUCCCAGGACUAUUUUGAAAAUUCCGUACCUUUUAUUUGAUAAAGAUGAUGGAAUGAUCAUCUAAAUGUCAUUUGGAAUAAUACUGUUAUUGUGUAGGUAAUUUUAUCUUUAAUAAAUAUCACAGUUACUGAGAAAACAUCUUGAUAAAUAUAGGAAUUCUGAUAGACUCCGGUUUUACUUGAUAAUAUGAGUUUUGAUAAAGGAGGUUGGGCUAUUUUUUUCAUGAACUUCUUUUACUAUGUUUCAUAUUGUUGUGUCCUGCCUUUCGAAAUGGGUUAGUGUGUCUGUCUGUCCGUAUGUCUGUUUCUGCUUCUAAUUGAGUUACCGGUACAAUGUUCAAAAUUUGGUGUAGAUUUUUGUAAGGUGAAUAUCUUGACUGAGUUCGGUGAUGACCUUUUUUCUGCUUGGCCAAGCAGCUGUCUGUCAAACCUUUUGGAACUCAAAAACUCUGCUUCUAAUUUAAGUAAAAUAUUCAAACAAGGUUCAUAGAUAUUUGACUGGCUAUUUCUAAUUGUGGAGAAGUGAUAAAAUUUGGUGUACAGUUUCAUUACGUCAUUACCUUUAAUAAGUUUGAUAAGCAGCAUUUUCUGCUUCAAGUAGUAAAUAAGUAGAUCACACCAUACUUUAUAAAAAGAUAAAUGUGCAAGUAAUUAAUGAGUGUCAUCUAUUUAUUUUGGCUUCGAGGCAGAAGACUUUAGCCUCACUGUUGGCUUGUCCAUUUUGUAGAAUUUUCAUGUAGUUAUUUCAUUUAUAUUUUCUACUUCUGUCUUAUCAUCAAUAGACAAUUAUUUAUUUGUCUUUAAGCUAUUCUAAUUUGUUGAAAUUAUUAAUGCAUGAAAUGCUUAUGAUAUUCAUUAAGCUCAAAUUAAGAAAACAUUCUAAGGCUGAUCAUACAAAAUGAUAUUUUUUUUUUUUUUUGUGCUUUAUUUUAUGUUUCACCCUACCAUGUAAUUUGAUUUUUAAUUGUGUGUAAAAUUAUUUUUUAAAUUAUUGACAUCAUAAUUAAAAUCCUAUUUCAUUUUCAUUAUUUUUCUGAACUUUAAUAUUCAUAUUUAAUGUUAUUAAUUUUGAGUACAAUUGGCUAAUGACUGGCAUUGGGUUGAAAUCUAGUAGUAAGUUACACUGAUUACUUCAGUCUGUUUUCUUAUUUAAUUAUGCAAAUUAUUUGUUAUAGUUAUAUGAGUUAUUUAUGUUAAUGAUUUUUUUAUUAUCCAAUUAUUAUUAUUAGUGAUACUUAUCUUAUUACUAGUAGAAUAUUAUUACGUUGAAGAUAAUGUCCCACAUUAGAAGAUGUAUUAUUUGAAUAUUACAAGUAUACAUAUUCAACAGCUAUAUUAGAUUGUUGUAGGUCACUAGGUGCUGCCACCUAUAGAUUAAGAUAAUAAACAUCUCUAGCUUGUGAUUAUUUUUGAUAACAAAAAUUGUUUCAUUGUGGUCUUCGCAUAUUUCAUGAAAUUCAUUUUUAUACGCCCACAUUGAAAUGUGAUAUACAAUAAUUAAUAGAACACAAUAUCAAAAAAACAGCGUUUUAUCCAGUGUUUCGUCAAUAAAAAUACUAAUAUUUUGUGUUUAGUUCUUCAUCCCUGAAAAAUUUAGUAUUUUUACGAACGAAACGUUGGAUAAAACAACCGUUUUUUGAUAUUGUAUUCUAUUAAUUAUUGUAUAUCAUCUUAUGUGAAUAUCAAAUACACAGUGUUUAAGGUCAUGAGAAGAAGAAGCCUAUUGAUUUUAUCCGAUUUCCGAUCUUUACUGCCAGAGUUAUGGCCCUUGAUCACUUUGAAAAAUCUUGUAGACUCUCUAGAGGCUAAAGUUUUAAUAUCCGAUUGACUUUAGAUUUCUACACAGUGUUUCAGGUCAUUAGACGAAGAAGCCUAUUGAUUUUCACUAAUUUCCAAUAAUUACUGCCAGAAUUAUGGUCCUUGAUCACUUUGAAAAAUUUUGUGGACGCUUUAGAGGCUAAAGUUGUCAUCAGAUUGACUUUAGAUUGAUACACAGAGUUAUUAAAUGUUUCGUAUACUAAACAUUAGCACGGGGCAGAACUUUAUAGAAACCAAACAAAUUCUACUGAUUUUCUGAAAAUUACUUAAUGAGUUGUUAAUCUUAAUCAGAUUGUAGUGUAUUAUAAAUGUUUCAUUACAGGCAACUCUUGUUGACUGCUCGGACGACUUAGCUGCUGUGGGUGUAUGUUUCGUUGCCUGGCAACAUAUCUUUUCAUACUUAAGAAUCAUUAUUUCAUUGCACAUUUUUACCUCUAGUCAUAUUUAUAUCACUUUGCUGACAAUUUUUGUUGUACUUUUGCAUUAAAGUUCUUUAACAGGCUUUUGAUAGAUUCCGUGUCAAAAUUGUGUUAAUGGGUAGUUUCGAAAAGUAGAGAAAUCAACAAGUGAAAAUAUUUUAUUUCCAUGACAGAAUUACAAGCAAAUCGAAAGUAGUCAUUAUUGUUUUGUGCAUUUAUAUAGUCAUAUACAUUAUGUUGAUAAUAACAUGUUAAUAAUUAACUAGUCAUUUAUGAUUUUGUUUAGUGGAGUAUUUCCUGCUUCUAUUUAACUCUCCCAAGCUACGCAGAGAAGUGUGCUAUUAAAUGGGUUUGUCCUUAUGUCAUUCCAUUGCACCAUUGGGAACCAUAAUUCUGCUUCUGUUAGCAGUAGAAUGUUCAAACUUUAUGUAGAUGUCCAUUAGGUGAAUUUCUUGACUAUUCAUUAGUUGCUGAAGUUAACAGAGGUAAUACAACUUGGUGUUUCAUUGCAUCAGGACAUUGACUGAGUUCGAUUAUGAGCAUUUAUAAAAUGAUGAAUGUGCAAGUAAUUAGUAACUGUCAUCUAUUUUUGGAUUGUUGUUCUGUACAUAACCUCAGUGUUGGCUUGUUUAUUUUCUGUUACUUUCUGUAUAAAUGUUUAAAUGUUUUAUGUGUGUAAUUUGAUAAUACAAGAACUAAUUAAAGAUACUAUUAACUUAAUUUAUACAUGUAUAAAUAAGAAGCUUUUCCUAUUUAAUUGAACAUUUAUUAUUUGAAACUAAGAAUAUUCUAGACUCAUUGUUUUCAAAUAAUUUUUAAAGCAUACCUUGUAUAUGAUCUGUGUUUUAUGCUUGUGUUUGGAAAUUUGUUGACUAAAAUGAUCAGAUUAGAUACUAUUAUGUUGGUAUGAUGAUUUAAAUAAAAGGUAAAACAUAUCCCGGUAAUAUUAACAAAUUCUUAUUAUAAUUUUGCCUUGCUCAAACUAGUGAUUUAUAGUUAUUUGAUGUUUUCCAUUUUCCAUUGUUCAUAUAAUUGUCCCCCGCCUUUCGAAGAAAGCAGGGGACUAUUAAAAUGGGUUCGUCUGUCUGUCUGUCCGUCUGUCUGUCCGUCACACUUUUUGGGACACAAUAACUCUCUUCCUAAUUGAGCUAGAAUGUUCAAACUUGGUGUAUGUGUUUAUUAGGUCAAUGCCUUGAUGGAGUUCGAAGAUGAGCAUUUUCCGCUUAGGGUAAGCAGAGAUAAGCAAUUUGAUUGGUUGAUGCUUUGGGACACGAUAACUCUCUUCCUAAUUGGGCUAGAAUGUUCAAACUUGGUGUAUGUGUUGAUUAGGUCAAUGCCUUGAUGGAGUUCGAAGAUGAGCAUUUUCCGCUUAGGGUAAGCAGAGAUAAGCAAUUUGAUUGGUUGAUGCUUUGGGACACGAUAACUUUUAAUUGAGCUAGAAUGUUCAAACUUGGUGUAUGUGUUUAUUAGGUCAAUGCCUUGAUGGAGUUCGAAGAUGAGCAUUUUAGCAUUUUCCGCUUAGGGUAAGCAGAGAUAAGCAAUUUGAUUGGUUGAUGCUUUGGGACACGAUAACUCUCUUCCUAAUUGGGCUAGAAUGUUCAAACUUGGUGUAUGUGUUGAUUAGGUCAAUGCCUUGAUGGAGUUCGAAGAUGAGCAUUUUCCGCUUAGGGUAAGCAGAGAUAAGCAAUUUGAUUGGUUGAUGCUUUGGGACACGAUAACUUUUAAUUGAGCUAGAAUGUUCAAACUUGGUGUAUGUGUUUAUUAGGUCAAUGCCUUGAUGGAGUUCGAAGAUGAGCAUUUUCCGCUUAGGGUAAGCAGAGAUAAGCAAUUUGAUUGGUUGAUACUUUGGGGCACGAUAACUCUCUUCCUAAUUGAGCUAGAAUGUUCAAACUUGGUGUAUGUGUUGAUUAGGUCAAUGCCUUGAUGGAGUUCGAAGAUGAGCAUUUUCCGCUUAGGGUAAGCAGAGAUAAGCAAUUUGAUUGGUUGAUGCUUUGGGACACGAUAACUUUAGUUCUAAUUAAGUGAGAUUGAUGAAACUUGGUGUAUAGUUUCAUUACAGUAAUACCUUGACUAAGUUUGAUAAUGAGCAUUUUCUGCUCAGGGUAAGCAGAGCGAUACGCAAUUUGAUUGGUCGAGACUUUGGAAAACAAUAACUCUCCUACUUUGAUUGUUAGACUAUAAGUAAAGAUAUACUGUUUGAUUGUUCAAUACUUUGUAAAAGAUAAUUUGUGAUAAAUUUAUAUGUGUCCUCUAAUUAUUUUCCUAUUUCGGCGGGGGACAUCAGCCUCACUGUUGGCUUGUUUAGUUCUAUUAUUUUGUUAUAUGUUCAUCUAUUAAUGACGGUUAUUGAAAAACUUUCCAUUAAAUUGACAGACAUUUUUAUUUUCAAAAGUGUUGGUGAACCGACUGCAUAUUGUUUCAUGUAAAACUUUUCUUGCUUUUAGUUUAGUUGAAUCUAAGAGCAUAAAAUUUUGUAUGUGAAUCAACGGAGUAAAAUAGAUCCACACUUCUGUUUAAAAGAGAUUUUGUCAACAUGUAGUUAAACUUUUUUAUUUAUACGCCCACAUUGAAAUGUGGUUGUAUAUUAUCGACGCACGCGGAAUUGUGGACGCACUAGAGGCUAAAGUUAAUAUCCGAUUGACUUUAAAUUUAUACAGUGUUUAAGGUCAUGAGACGAAGAAGCUUAUUAAUUUUCACCAAUUUCCGAUAAUUACUGCAAGAGUUAUAGCCCGUGAUCUCUUUGAAUAAUCUUGUGGAUGCUCUAGAGGCUAAAGUUAAUGUCCAAUUGAUAUUAAAUUUAUACAAAGUGUUUAAGGUCAUCAGACGAUGAAGCCUAUUGAUUUUCACCGAUUUCUGAUAAUUACUGCCAGAGUUAUGGCCUUUGACCACUUUAAUAUUAAAUGUUUUGUAUACUAAACUUUAGCAUUUGCCAAACAAAUACUAAUGAUUUUCUGAUAAUUACUUAAUGAGUUGUUACUCUUAAUCAGAUUUUAGUGUAUUAUAAAUGUUUCAUUACCGACAAAAGUAAAAAUAUGUGACAUCUCUUGUUAGCUGCUGUGGGUGUAUGUUUCGUUGCCUGGCAUCCUAUCUUUGUUGAUUUUAUGAUCAGCAGAGCAGAGUAAUAUAAAUAAAUAUAUUAUCACCACAUUCAAUUAAAGAAUUUGUAGUCUCCCGCCUUUCAAAGAAAGCAGGGGACUGUUAAAAUGGUUAUGUCUGUCCGUCGCUCUUUCUGUCCGCCUGUCUGUCAUUACACUUUUUGGGACACGAUGACUCUCCUUCUAAUUGAGCUAGAAUGUUUAAACUUGGUGUAGGUGUUUAGUUGAUGAAUGCCUUAAUGGAGUUUGAAGAUGAGCAUUUUCUGCUUAGGCUAAGCAGAGAUAAGCAAUUUGAUUGGUUGAUGCUUUGGGACACGAUAACUUUGAUUCUAAUUGGAUGAGAGUGAUGAAGCUCAGAAUAUAGAUUCAUUACAUCACUACAUUGACUAAAUUCAAUGAUGAGAAUUUUCUGUUUAGGCUAAGUAGCGACAAACAAUUUGAUUGGUCAAGACUUUGGAAGACAACAACUCUGCUUUUAAUUGAGGUAGAAUGUUUAAACUUGGUGUGGGGAAGGGAUGGCUGAAUGGUUAGCCUGGUUUUCAUUCCCCGGUUGUUCGAGACAAGGAGUAGGAUCGCCUGUCCAACCUCGUGGGUUUUCUUCGGGUCCUCCGGUUUCCCCCCACUUCUAAAGACCCCUACGUGCAAGCAAAUUAUUGAAACAAAAUUGAAACAUGUUAGUCCCGAAUAUGUGGAGUGGAAUUUAAACCUCCUCUCUCUCUCUCUCUCUCUCUCUCUGGAGCUGAGGUGCCAUAAAACCACAUUUCAUUUCAUUUCAUUUCUCACUCUCUCUCUAAACAUGGUGUAGAUGUUCAAUAGGUGAAUGUCUUGACGAGUUCAAUGAUUAACAUUUUUCUCUAAAUAAGCAGAGCUAAGCUAUGUCAUUGAUCGAUGCUCCUUUGGAAGAAGAUAACUUUGAUUCUAACUGAUGAAAAGUGAUGAGACUGGGUGUAAACUUUCACUACCAGAUACUUCAAAACCUUGACUGAGUUUGAUCUGAACAUUUUCUGCUUAGACUAAGUAUAGAUAAUCAGUUUGAUUGUUCGAUACUUUUCAAAAAGAUAAAUGUACAAUUAAUUAAUAUGUGUCAUCUAUUUAUUUUGGUGGGGGACAUCAGCCUCACUGUUGGUUUGUUUCAUUUUAUUAUAGUUACUCAAUUAUAAUGACUUAUUUUCACAUUACUAUAUUUACCAUUUGUAAUUAACAGUUUAAUAAUUGUCUCUUUAACAGAACUUGGUUUAGGGAGAUUACAAACUUUCCAUUCACUUUAUGUUUUCUAGAUUGUUAAAUAAUUUUUAGUGCUGUUAAAUAAUUUUUAGUGCUGACAAUAUUAUUUAUAUUCAUUAUUGAUUAGCUUAUUUUAUAAUCAGUAAUUUAUUUAUUAAUUCUGCAAUAUCUUCUGUUAAAUGUCUGUUUCUCCUUAUUUCUAAGAUAUGUGUUUUUAUGACGUAAUAUCCGGUGGCCAUUUACAUUCAAAUUCUGACUGAACUAUAGGUUUGUCCAAUUAUUGAAAAAGAUACAUACUGUGUUUAUAUAAUCAAGUGGAAGAUAUAAAUACUGGGCAGUUGUAAUCCAAAAUAUAUAACCUUCCCUUUAAAAAAAAAAUACCAGAAUUUUCUUGCGAUGAAUGUAUUAGGUAUGUUACUAUGAAUUAUAGGAUCGGUUCAGAAUAAAUUCUACAAUGGAACCUGUAAUUGCUGAAGAAACACAUAUUUUAUAAACUGUAGUCAAUAACUACUGUACAUUCUAUGUAUAAUAAAGGGAUUAUAAGGAUAUAA
Messenger RNA from Patella vulgata (common limpet), 9182 nucleotides. RefSeq names its product fatty acyl-CoA reductase 1. Gene Ontology annotation, molecular function: alcohol-forming very long-chain fatty acyl-CoA reductase (NADP+) activity. Gene Ontology annotation, cellular component: peroxisome. Lineage: Eukaryota; Metazoa; Mollusca; Gastropoda; Patellidae. Gene Ontology annotation, biological process: long-chain fatty-acyl-CoA metabolic process. The coding region runs from base 215 to 1846 and encodes 543 amino acids. The record is from RefSeq and is a predicted model, not a curated record. The transcript has 14 exons.